Messenger RNA from Harpia harpyja (harpy eagle), 6322 nucleotides. It is a transcript of the gene MEIKIN, whose product is annotated as meiotic kinetochore factor. The coding region runs from base 120 to 1358 and encodes 412 amino acids. Lineage: Eukaryota; Metazoa; Chordata; Aves; Accipitriformes; Accipitridae. Gene Ontology annotation, biological process: meiotic sister chromatid cohesion, centromeric; meiosis I sister chromatid cohesion; male meiosis chromosome segregation. The record is from RefSeq and is a predicted model, not a curated record. The transcript is spliced from 11 exons. Gene Ontology annotation, cellular component: kinetochore.
CGAGGCGGUUCGUGAGGGGACGGUGUCCAUGGGGAGCGGGCGGUUGUUGUCCCCGGAGGGCAGCCGCAGCCCAGCCCUAAUUUGUCUCCUCCCGCCUCUCUGAGGAGACGCGGUCCGAAAUGGAGCCGUCCCGCUGGCAGAGCGCUGCCCAGGGCGGGAGGGCACCGCGGAAGAAACGCCGCUCGUCCCCGCUACCGGGGGCGGCCGUUCCCCGGGGCAGAGCCGGCAGGCGGGACAGCGUCUCCCCGUCGUGUCGGCGGCUUCUCUUUGGGAGCGCGGGUCCCCGCGGGGCGGAGGCCGGCAGCCUGAAGAGAAAGUCCAGUGUGAAAACCCUACCAAAAAUUAAAGAACAUUUUGAAGUCACUGAAGUGAGCUAUUCAUGUAGCCAAAGCAAUCAGGUGAAUGUCAAAGAAACAACAGACUCUGGAAAAAAAGAAGAGAAAAUAGAAGAAAGCACUGUGCUGCUGAAGGAAUCCCUGAUAAUCAACUCUGAAAGUAAAGAAAGUUUGAAAAAUGCUGAAGUGACUUCAAGUACAGGAAUGACUCUUCCCACAGGUGUUUCAACCUUUCUCCUAGAGUGUUUAGAUGUAGAUUCAACUGCAGAUUAUAAUGCAGGUACUAGUGACAGCCUGAACAGUUGGCCAUCCCCUGAAACAUUCAGAGAUGAUGGCUCAGAAAGAAGUAAUUUUUACUCUGAGGACUCUGGCAAGUACAAGAACUCUACUCUCCUGGACUCCAGCAAAGCAGUGACUAUAGAUAAGAUGCCGCAGAUCUCAAAUCUUUCAGCAAUAUUAGAACCUGUGCGGGAGGAUUUUCGAGACCAAUACACUAGAAGAAAGAGACCAUCAAAUUCCAAUUACAGUUCUUCAGCAUUAAGUGUUUCAACUACUCUGGCAGGAAAAAAAGUCUGUAAAAUUACAGCUGGAAGAGAGAGAACUCCAGACCUAAAAACUGGUAUGCGCUGUUCUUCACCGUUAGGACCGGAAAGAAAGCCUGACAAUCAAACUGCUAAACCCAAAAUGCUGAAGUGUAAGAAAAAAGAAAAAAAUUCUAAUGCAUUAGAAGAAGGUACAUCAUCAUUCAGUCGGCUUGAUGCCCCAGGAAACACUGCAGCCAAAUCAGUGGGAUUGUUGCCAGCAGAAGUACUGCCAUCCAAACAGACAGAUGCUGUAGUGCCUCUGUGUGGCAGACAAGAAAUCUGCUCCAUUGUCAGAACUUCACCAUGCCAGAGGCACUCCAGGCUUCACCAAAUUCCAGUUAACACAGAAGCGUUCUGGCUUCCCAAAGGAGUGCCUGAAGGUAAUAAAAUACAGAAUUGGUUCACUGUGCAGAUGGUAACUGGCUAUCUGAGUGUUUAAAGGUUUGGUUUUUGUUUGUGGGUUUUUUUUUUUAAAGUCUGGCUAUUUGGAAAAAUCACAAGGCUAAAGAGUAAAAGAUGCUGAAAACUUCAAAUUUCUGACUUAACAGUGUUCUUGUGCAACAGUACUUCACUAACAAAGUACGCUAAUGUUGUCUCCUCCAAGGGUCUUUAUCAUAGGAAUUAAUACAAUCUAGCCAUUUCAUAGUCUAGAUCAUUAAGGCCAGAAGGUGCUAAGGGGUAACUCUGGGAAUAUCUGCACCCCUUCGAGUUGCUCCUAAACACAACUUUGAGCUUCACUCAUACUGCUUGUAUGGAGACUCCCUAGAAGAGAUACCAGCUUGUUUAGUAAAUUAUUAUUCUGUGCCUUAUUUCUAGGGUGAAUAUGUCUGACUUCAGCUUUCAGCCAUUGGUGUGUUUUAUAUCUUGCUCAGCUAAACUGAGCUCUUUGGCAUCCAGUAUUUUUUCUCCCUGAAAGUAGUUCAAGUAGUAAUAGGGUAUGUUUUUCUUUAAAGAUUCUCAGUUUCUCUCUAAAGGUUUCUGCUUUUUUCUCCUGAGACCCUUAACAUAGGGGAAGCUCCUUUCCUCACUUCCUAGACUUUCGUUAAACAAAAAUGAGAACUCUGUACAAACCUCAUCGCUCCUGUACAGGUAGAAUCUCCUCCCUUUCUGAUCUCUCUCGAAGUUUCUUAGUCUGCCACUGGAUGGCAUGUGUCUUCCUAAGUUUGAAGUAGUUCUUUACAGACAAUGUCUGCAAGUUUUCUGCAAGUUACAUUUGUCAUUUAUGCUGCAUUAAUGUAAUACAGAGAUACUGCAUAAGCAUAACAGCUUUCAAAAAUACUGAAUAUACACAAAUUUUUAAUGGAAUUGCAGUCUCUUAGGUCCAAAUACUCUCCUACUUUAUUACAGAUUGAGUUACAUAUAGCAUCUAGAAUGCAGGGAAGUGCUUUUAAGUGUGUGUAUGUGUUAAUGGCAAUCAUCUGAUGCUUCUGUACAGAUCGAAGAACAAGGAUGUUAAGUCAUGUGCCCAAGAGAGUUGUGGUAAUACAGAACAUAGGUUGUGCUUGGUAGGGAAGUAGAUCUCAGAAAUCAGCAAGUGUUGUCAGAACAAAAGUUUGGUUUUGUUACUGCUCUUCUAGAGGAGCCUGGGAAUCAGGAAUUAGACUGCCUAAAGGUGGUGGUGGUGUUUUUCUAUGCUGGAUGUUUUCAUCUCUGCUCAAGGAGUCUCUCAGAUGAUGCUCUUUUUCACUAGGAAUGUACAUACACUCAAAACUAUUAUUCUGUUCUCACUGUUGAUCUACAAGAUUGAUUCCUCCAAACAGAUGAUGGCAUAGGUAUCUAUUGAACACCUAAACAGCUCGUCAGAUCAAUGAGCUUUCUCUUACACUUGAGAAUGUGCCACUUUACUGAUAGUGUUUAACUUACCGCUUUUUUCCCCAGAUAUUAUUACGUGUACCAAAAAUUGGAUCUACUGUAAACACAGAUGAGACCUCUGGGUUUCAGCAGAGUCAACAGAAGAAAUAACUGUCUUGCUACUGUGGCAGGGCGGUGAAACAGAACUACUAACCAGUAAUUAACGGCCGUAAUUUUUUGGCACAUAAAUUAUUUGAAAUUUAGUGUAAUGCUUUGCAGUAAGCUUGUAAGUAGUUUACUCCAGUACUUAAUAUUAAAUUGUUUUGUACAAGCAACUAGACCUUAUUCUGGGCGUUGUUCUGGAAGGAUUCCAUAAAGAUGAUUCUUAGUUCGUUUAGGUUUUAAAAAAGUGUGUGACUCAAGAACAGCAGACCAAAUGGCAUUAAUGCAAUUAUUUUUGGCUCUUGCUCUGCCAAGAUUUCUAGAUUUUUGUAGUAGCAUUAGCAUCUAACGAUGUGACCUCUACUUGAGUUAAGAAGUGUUAACACUGUUUAUAAAGGUAACUGCAUCCUGGAAAUGGGUAUGUAAAGCAUUCACGUACUCUCAGGGACUCAGAAGUCAGUAAUACGCUACCAUUAAACUCCCUGAAUGCUUAGGUCUGCAGAACUUUGGAGGUACAGGACUCUGUGGGUUCUGCUGUAACCUGAUUUCUAAACAUGAAUAUAGAUCAUCUUCACCCUACCAUCACUGCAAGCUAGCUUUUUCUGGUCAGCACUGUCACCAUUCUUGGCACAUCCACUGCCCGACCACUGUCAUCUCGGAGUCCUUCCCAUUUCAUCUCAAUUAUUUUGGGAUAUCACCUAUCUUGGUAGUUGUUUCUUUUAGUGGCUUCAGACUUGUGCAGAGGAAGUAGGUGCCUUACAUGAAUACAAGGGUGGAAAAAAAACUUUUACAGCUGAACUGUCUCAAGACCUGGAUAUUGGCAUUAUGGAUUUUGAGGUUACUGCUCACACUAUGUGGCACACGAGUUAAAUUCCCAGUGCUUCCAGUUCAGCUUGUGGAUUGUUAAUCCAUAAGUGUCAUUCUUUGGCAGUGUGCUGAAUGCCUCAGAACACUGACAAGAGCACAGUUUUUCUCCACUUGAAUUCACUGCAAGGUAAAGUAGUUUGGAUCCUUAAAGCAUUCUCACUACAACACUCAUUACUCAGACUCUUCUGUAGACAUAAAGGAAGUUUUUCAAUGUUUUGAGCUGAUAGUGUGGCUUUCCAGUCCUCUUGAAGUCUGAGUUUGUUUCUCAGUAUUAUCACCCAGAACAUUCACGCCCUGGAAGGGAGUUCUGUAUUUCCAAAAAGAGCAUGUCAAGAAGACUUAUGAAGUCCAAAACUUCAAUUAGUUUGACUACAUUUGAAAAUACCUCAGAAAGUUCAGACCCUGAGCCUUUUCCCAUUGCUCUGGGGUAGAAGGAAGUGCAAAUAAAUGCUGCUAGAUUAGUCUAUGAACAAGUAUUGUAUAAACAUACUAUAUGGCUCAAGGUUAAAAAUUAUGCCAUUAAGUUGUUUUUCCUUUAAGCAUUAGGAGAAUGAGUUCUGCCAAAAACUCCUUGGAGUCCUCUCGGGUAUGCUUCUAAUUAUCAAUAUCCUUGUUCUUGCAAAUACUAAGCCACUGGUAAUUAUGCAAGAAUCUAGAGCCCCUAGGAGAUAGAGGUGAGCUUCUUGAGGUAGCUUUAAGCAAAAUUGAAAGUUAUCUAUGUAGUCAGUUGUGAUUAUGAUGAUUGUUCAAGUAAAGGAUGGUCCAGAAUAAGAGAGGUGUUUAUUGUAAGGCUAUUCUAGGAGUCCUAGGAAAAAACACUUACUUUGCCCCAAACCAUUUUGUAGUUUCUAUACAAGAAACAGGCUAAUACUGGCAAACUAACUGGAGAGUACAGGAGGAGAAAAUACAGCGUGUAACUGUGGAGUUGGCUGCAGCAGCCUGAAUAUUGCCGAGUUUUGCUUUUGUUUUUCUUGAUGUGAUGAGGCUAUGCAGGAGGACAGAAAUACCACGAACCACAAUCUCUCUUGUCCUUCAGUUACGAAAGCGCUGCUUCUUAUUUUCCUCUUUUGUCUGACUCUUAGAGAAAGUGUAAUUAAUUACCCGGCUAGCUCUCUGCCCCAGGGAAGGAAAUUUUACUCAUUUUGAGGCCGCAACAAUAUCUACUCUUGUUCUGCUUUUCUCAAAGGGAAGGCAUUUUCCCCUGGUUUGGUUUUAAACUGAAGAAUGACUGCAUAAAAUUUCAUUCAAAGUGGAAACUGGCUCUUCCAUAUUAGUGGAUAAAGGUUAUGGGUCACAGCCAGUUAACGGGUAGUACAGAAGAGCUUAUUUGUGCAGUGAUUCAGGAGAGAAAUCUGUUCAGUGUCAGCUCUGUCACAUCCUAGACAUGAUGAAGUCUUAAUGGCUUGAAUGGAAUCACUUACAGUGAGUCAGUCCAUGCAAGAACUGUGAUAAUACUUUAUCGCUAGGAAUUGUGCAUCGCAGAUGCGUGUUUAGUAAAUGUAUUAUACAUAAAUCUGUUAGAGGUUUUUCAUUUACACUGUUCGGUUAUUUGCGUUAUCUGAAGUGUGGUUCUAGGAGACUUUGACUUAAAGUGCUCGGAGAUGAUGGACGAUGUUUGCUUCUUGCACCGGAGUGCUGUAGGGGUAGGUGUACUAAGAGCUUACAUGCAAGUAGUUCUGUUUUGAUUUAUAAUCUCUAAACACAGAAAGCAGAGGUUUGGGGCCCAAGGCAAUGCGUACUGAAUGGACACACAAGUUGAAAUUCAUGUUCUUUGUGUAGGUAUGAAGAUUUGCCUACAGGGAGGUUUUUACAGGAAAAUGGAUGAUUAAACAUGCAUUUAUCCCCUUUUCUCUUACUGUCCAUCCUCUGCUCCCUCAAUUUAAGGUAUGUCAAUCAAGCCUAUCGGCAUCACUUGCUGUUAAUUUAGGAGUUUUGGAACAGGUUACUAUUUGCUUUUAAAGGGACUCCAUCAGGUUGAAUUGCAAUGCACUUGAGAUUAGCUAAAUCUUCAUUGCCUUAAAUUGUUAAACUAUGGAAAGCCGAGUUGUAUGUCCUGGCCAAAAUUCUAUUAUUUCAUAGUGUUCCCUGAGGACUUUUUGUAUUUGAGACUGUAUUUAUAUGCCCAUCUUGAAGCUAGGAGGCUUUCACAUAGUGAAAGGAUGUAAGGGUCUGUCAUCUGUAAAUCUAUGGCAGGCAGGCGUAUCUAUCUUCCCUACAGAACAAGGGGAAAAAGAUGCAUCUAAACAUCAAUUCCUAUUUUCUAUUAGAAUUAUCUUCAACUUAUAGUAGACGAAGAACAAAGUUCCUACAGAUGGCUGGUUGUGAGGAAUCUUAUAGAUACGUUACACAUGUACUAAAUUACGGCUUUUAAAAGUAAUCUGCUUAAUUUAAUCUUACAUCAUACACUGUUUUAGUUUAAUUCCAGUUUCUAGGGAAAGCAGAUGAGUCAGUUUUGUCAGUCUUUAAUUAAACUUCCUAGUAGUGUUGUAUCUGAACAGUGAGCUGUUGAAAGAGACUGUUAACUGUAACCAGCGUUUCCAUUUCAUUGAAAUAUUUACUAAUAAAGAGUUUUGCAAAAAUCCA